CGUGCGAUGCAGCGAUUCUCUGAACUGGAGCUGAAGGAGAACGAGGAAGGAGGAGGAGGAGAGGAGGACGAGGAAGAGAAGGUGAUGAUGACAGCAGUAGACAGCCAACAGAGAGACGCAGGGAGAGGAGAAGAAGAGGAGAAGAGUGAAGGAGGAGGAGGAAGAACUGCCUCUGCAGCCGCCGCUGAGGCAGCGACAAAUGAGGAGGAAAACAAAGAGGAGGAAGGAGGAGAGGAGAGACAAAUGGAUCUGUCUCCAGGCCGAGGCCUCUCUCCUGGACUCUCAGGUUCAGACUUCAGGAGGAGAAUCUUCAGUCUGGAGCCGUUUCACCAGAGCAGCAUCACCAGCAGCCGGCUGAAGAGAGGGAGGGAGGAGGAGCAGGAGGACGAGGAGACGGACUCGACCCCUGAGGACGUGAAGAAGCUGAAGGUUUGCAUCGAGCUGAACGGCCUCAGACUCAACAAACCCCGCCUUCCUGGGGAGCUCAACCAAUGGCUGCUUCCCAGCCAGAGGUCAGUAGAGCCGGACAGGAAGUUCAGGAUGGACGUCCCUGGUUUCAGAGCACCCAACAGAGGCUGGAGUGACCCGAUGACCACGAAGAGGGAUGACCUGAGAGUGUUCCACAUGGCCCUCCCACCUCCACCGCCCAUCUCCCCAUGCAACCUUUCAGCCCCGCCCUCCUCGCCUCCUCCCGCCUCCAGGACAAACACCAGAGGCUGA
Molecule: messenger RNA, 720 nt
Organism: Labrus bergylta (ballan wrasse)
Lineage: Eukaryota; Metazoa; Chordata; Actinopteri; Labriformes; Labridae
Source: RefSeq, a predicted model, not a curated record